Molecule: messenger RNA, 7798 nt
Organism: Sitodiplosis mosellana (orange wheat blossom midge)
Lineage: Eukaryota; Metazoa; Arthropoda; Insecta; Diptera; Cecidomyiidae
Gene: mnb
Product: serine/threonine-protein kinase minibrain
Exons: 10
Coding region: 2681-4966 (761 amino acids)
Biological process (GO): peptidyl-threonine phosphorylation; protein autophosphorylation; positive regulation of DNA-templated transcription
Cellular component (GO): nucleus
Molecular function (GO): transcription coactivator activity; ATP binding; protein serine/threonine kinase activity
Source: RefSeq, a predicted model, not a curated record
GUACGCGAAUCGGUUCGGUUGUGUCGUUGUCUUCGCCACUUUUAUCAUGUAGCUAUUCGUCGUCUUUGUCGUUGUCGGGACAUCGCCAUGUUUAUUAAAUUAAUUUCAUUGUAAAUGAGCAAUAUAGCAACACAGAGCUCGUCUUCGUCCCGAGCUUAAGUCAGUUUCAUACAAACUUUGUAAUUUGGAUCGCCAUAAACACGAAAAUAAAGUGAAAAAAAAAAAACAGAAAAAAAAUAAACAUCGUAUCGCCCAUUUGAAUAAUAAAAGUAUUUUUUUUUUUGUGUGGAAUUGCUUGGUAAAUUUGUGAAAUAGUUGAAAAGCAGUGGGAAAAUUCGUCAGAAAUUCAGUGUGUGCGAUUCAGUUGUCAAAAAACCUGUGUGGCAGCAAACGGGAAAAAUAAAUGAAUUUCAUCUCAAAAUCGUAUUUAUUUUAUUAGAGAAAAUUGUUGAAUUUAUUACAAACAAUGCACAAAAUUGCUAGCAAUUUUGAUGUUUUCGUGUUUAAGUGAGCGAAUUUUCUUGCGAAAUAAAUCGAUGUGGGUGAAUUUUAGUUUUGAUCAAAGUGUGUGUCUGGCUCUUUCGCUCGUGACGAUGAACACAAAAUAGAAGCAGCAAAAAAAAAAAAGAAAAACAACAACGUAUAUUCAUAUUUGACAUUCCAAGUGUUGAUCGAUGAUAUGAAAUUUCCUAGAAAUUAGUGUGACAAAGAGUAUGUUAUUAUUUGCGUAUAACUCAAUUUCAACAAACCUAAUGAAUGUGAGCGAAGAGUGUGUGUAACGCGAAAAUUACGACGACGACGAAAAAACAUAGAAAAAAAUAAAAAUAAAACAAAACCAAGUACGUCAACAAGAAACAACUUUACAUUGAUAGCAGCAAAUCAAACAAAACACAUAUUGCUGGUAAUAAUACGUACGGUUUUGUGUGUUUCGUGGUAGUGUGGCUACUGCACUUAUUAUUAGUUCUUUCUUUGAUUCUGUGACCGAGCUCAUCAUGAAAAAGGCUCGCUAAACAACAUAUUCGCAACGAUGAAUAUUCAUAAUAAAGUGAGUUCAGUGUGGUUUUAACUUGAUUUUGACUCUUUUUUUUCUUCGUUGGUGUGGAUGCUGCAUAUUUAUGAUUGUUGUCUUUGUUUGUUGGUUGGUUGUUCGAUGGAAAACACCAUAUUCAUCACGCGCACUUUUAUCUCUCGUCACACCAAAUAAGCCAAUUAAAAUAGCCAAAAUACAUGCUUGUGAAUGCACAGUGAUAUUUGUGAAUUGGCGUGACUAAGACUCACUUUGUGUAUUACGAACCGUUGAUUAUUGUUAUUUUUAUUUCGUUUGAGGCUGUGGAUGUAUAUUUUGAUUAAGUCUGUCAACUUAUGGCCUAUUGCUGUUGCCGUUGUUGAGGUCGUUACUGAUUCCGGUGCGUUUCCGAGAUCUCGUGCGUUGUGACGAAUGAAAAAGUAGAACGAAAAAAAACAUGCCAUCGAAAUUUGUUUUUUGGGUUUUAUUUCGGAUUCAUUACAUCGCUUUUUAUUUUUUGCGUAUCGCACAUUUUCGCUAACGUCGUCGCAAAUUUAUGAAAGAAGAAAAUGCAACAACAAAACGAAUAAUAAAAGAUAGAAGAAAGUAACCGCAUUCGGAAUUGGGUCAUCACUAAUUUCAUCCAAAAUGAAAACUAUUUCCAAUUGAAAGUGUAUUGAACGGCUUGGAUUUGCACGAGAAAAUAUCUCUAGCCCUUUCUCUCCCCAUCUCUAUCUCUCUCUCUCUCGUUCAGCGAGAAGAUACGGCACGCGGUAUAUUGAAGAAGUAGAAAAAAUAAGAUGUGUGAAGUGAGAUCGGCACACCGAGCAAUUUAAGCUAGCAACGACGUCGCUUAUUUGUAUUCCUCAAUUUGAUAGUGAUUACACACGGAGAAUUCGUGCUCUACAGUUGCUGCUGCUGUAGUUGUUGUUCUGUUGAUUUUUUUUUUCUGUUUCGAGUUGGGCUGUUUAUAUUUUUUCCGUGUUUUCUUGUGUGUGUUCUCAAAGUGCGUUGCUCUCUGCGUGUCCAUCAUCAUCGUCGUCGUCGUCGUCGUCGAGCGCCUUUGCCAUUAGGGAACCGAAGAACAAUUUGCCGUGAAAAUCAAUCUCUUUUUCUACGUUGGACAUCGAAACUUGAGGAGCAUCUAAACAGACUCAAUAACCGUGACACCAUGAUUUUCUAUAAUGUUCGAAGUUAGUUAGAACAUGUGCUACAAUUGUGAUGGCAUUAAUAAUGACAAUAUGAUCCAGUUUUUUGUGUUUGCCAUCAAAACGAAGCGAUUACAUCAGUGUUUCCAAUUUAUAUAAAUCUUUAUAUAUACAUAUUUCAUUUGUUACUUGUUUUUAUUUCCAUCGUACUGCAUCUUUUGUCAAUUCUUCGUGUUUGAUAUCAAUAUAGAGAGUCAAAGACGUCCAAUUUACUAUUGAAACAAAAUCUCCCUACAAACCCAAGUGCUUAAAAUAAAACGUACACAACAAUUUAAUCGUAAUGAACAGAAAGUAAAGAAACAAAGUGCAUUUCAAGCAAACGAAAUAACGAAACUAAAAACUUACAAAGUAUAUUUAGAAGAAGAAGAAGAAAAAAAAGAACAAAAUAGCCGUAUCCGCUUUUUCUUAAACAUUCGUCACAAUUGCAUCGAACAAUUGUGUACACGGGACCAGUUUCCAUGUUAGCAUGCUAAUGGAUAAAACAAAACAGAAACUGUCAGCACCAUUUGUUGCUGGACCAGAUGCGAAUGCAUCGCGUCAACGACAUGCCCCUUUGUACGGACGUCUAGUUGCCGAAGAACACCUGCCAGCUGCUCAUCGGGAUGCAGUUCACCAACUUUUGCAGCGGACAAAUAGUCCGACAUCGUCGACAGAUAUACGUGCGAUGCAGGCACGUAUCCCCACGCAUUUCCGUGAUCCAUCGUUAGCACCGUUGCGAAAACUCAGUGUCGAUUUAAUAAAGACUUACAAACACAUUAACGAGGUUUACUAUGCGAAGAAGAAGCGACGUGCACAACAAACACAGGGCGACGAUUCAUCGCAUAAAAAGGAACGAAAAUUAUAUAACGAUGGUUACGAUGACGAUAAUCAUGAUUAUAUCAUUAAAAAUGGCGAGAAGUUCUUGGACCGAUACGAAAUCGACUCACUUAUCGGCAAAGGAAGCUUUGGACAAGUGGUGAAAGCAUUUGACCACGAAGAACAGUGUCACGUGGCAAUUAAAAUAAUUAAAAAUAAGAAACCGUUCUUGAAUCAAGCACAAAUCGAGGUGAAACUGCUGGAGAUGAUGAAUCGAGCCGAUGCUGAAAACAAAUAUUAUAUCGUUAAACUGAAGCGGCAUUUUAUGUGGCGAAAUCAUUUAUGCCUCGUAUUCGAAUUGCUAUCCUAUAAUUUAUAUGAUCUCCUGCGCAAUACCAACUUUCGAGGUGUUUCAUUGAAUUUAACGAGAAAAUUCGCUCAGCAACUGUGUACGGCGUUACUGUUUCUAAGUACCCCAGAACUAAACAUUAUUCACUGUGAUUUAAAACCGGAAAACAUUUUAUUAUGCAAUCCAAAACGGUCGGCAAUUAAAAUUGUCGACUUUGGCAGUUCUUGUCAAUUAGGACAAAGGAUAUACCAAUACAUUCAGUCGCGUUUCUACCGAUCGCCCGAGGUGUUGCUCGGCAUUCCAUACGAUUUGGCGAUUGAUAUGUGGUCAUUGGGAUGUAUAUUGGUUGAAAUGCACACCGGCGAACCGUUAUUCUCGGGCGGUGACGAAGUCGAUCAAAUGAACAAAAUUGUGGAAGUGUUGGGCAUGCCACCGAAACAUUUGCUCGAUCAAGCGCACAAAACACGAAAAUUCUUCGAUAAAUUGGUGACUGAUGGUAGCUAUGUGCUGAAAAAGAGUCAAAAUGGGCGCAAAUAUAAACCGCCCGGUACUCGGAAAUUACACGACAUUUUGGGCGUUGAAUCGGGUGGACCGGGUGGUCGAAGAGCCGGUGAAGCCGGUCAUUCAAUAUCGGACUACUUGAAAUUCAAAGAUUUAAUACUACGAAUGCUUGAUUUUGAUCCUAAAACACGCGUCACACCGUAUUAUGCCUUGCAACAUAACUUUUUCAAACGAACCACCGACGAAGGAACCAACACCGCGAGUAUAGUGAAUUCCGUUAGUACAAGUCCAUCGGUUAGCUUGCAGCAACAACAAGAUCAACAAAGUCAUGGUCUAUCAAUACCAUCACAACAGCAGCAGCAGCAGCAGCAGCAACGUUCGGCACGCAUUGACCUAAUUAUGAAGUUGUUUCCCGAGCAAAAUGGCAACUUGAUGAAUUCGCUGCAUAAUCCAUCUUCGCUACAGCCGACAACGCUACAGCAAGCGGCAGCGAUUAUUCCAACACUCACCAAUAAUAGUAGUAUGGAACCAGUGAGCAAUGUCAACAAUCCCAAUGUUUCAUCGGCAGCUUUAAAUAGUUUAGUGGUUAACAAUUCAUCGAAUUAUCCACUUGAAAUGGAAUGUGAUCCCGUAUCGAGUGCAUCACUACCAUCGUCUUCAUCGUUGUCUACCAGCAGUACAACAACCAAUCCCACACUGCUAAAUUCCCGGUACAAUUUUCUGUUGUCCGGUUUGAGUUCGUCAGCAUCGAGCGGUGCACUGCUUAAUGGCAUUGUGAAUCCAACAACGAAUCCAGUGAUCGGUGGUUCGAUUGGUGGACCAUUGUCUGGUAAUCAUGCUCAUUUACAUCGAAAUAGUAAAUCAGCAUCGAACGUACUACAGAGUUUUGCACCGACCUCGUUACCAAUUGGACUGUACAGUGGCCUGAGCAAUAAUUGUGCCGUCAAUAAUGAUACCCAUUCGCUGGCUGCCUACCAGCAUCAUUUCAGCAGCGGUGUCGCACCAAACGGAAAUAUCGCUUAUAUACCAUAUUCGAUGAGCAGCAGUGAAACUGUACCAAAAAAUAAUAGUACGAUGACAUCAAGUUCCUCUUUGUCCAGUUCAUAGAAACCAUCCAGUUUCUAAUGACACUGGCUCUCAACCAUCGACACACUCUCUCAUUCAGAAUUAUGGUUAAAAACACACAAGAAAAACAAAACAAAAUUCCUAAAAUUAUGUAGCUAGUGAUGAACGACGUCUCGAAAAAUCAAGUCAAAAAAAUCUAUUGUUUUGAGCGUAUCGCACGCAUCAAUGUGAUGGACGUGUAUUGUGUGUUUAAAUGGGGAAUUCAAAUACAAUUUUUGAAGAAUGAAAACAAACAACAUAGAUAUUGUAAAGUAUCAAGCACAUCUUGAUAUUUGUGUUCAGUACAGUUUAGGGUUUAUAGGUGGAAUAAUGCAUCUUUAGGAACAAUACGACAUCGAUCCAAAAUAAACACACAUCCACAUCAACACACAACCGCAUACACAUUUACAGAAAACGAAAACACAUGUUGAACGAUUGACUAUUAUGCAUUACCUUCAAAAUUUAAUAUGAAAUGUAACUAGAAAAUUGGAAGCUGUGUGAAUACUAAAGAUUACACAACACACUUUCUUGCUAAAAAAAAAAUGCAGCAGCAGCAGCAGCAGAAGCAGAUGCAAGGGCAAGAGAGAGAGAGAGAGAGAGAGCAAGAAUAACGGAGUAAACAAAAAUUUAGCGCACGAAAUGUGUGAGGAAAGGCGAUAAAUUGACAAGACAUUAUACAUACAUUAUGUAAUUGCAUUAUAGAAGGCUUUUCUCUCGAUUAAUUAUUAAAACAUAUAACUAAGGACAACAGACACACACACAAACAAACAAACACACAUAUUUAUGAAUGAACAUUGAAUAAUUAAAUUAUUAUUAUUAUUAUUUAUAACCAAAUUGACUUCAUAAAACAAUGAAAAGAAGAAGAAAAAAAAAACACGAAAAAAAGUAUGCACAAGGGACAAACUAAAAACGAAAUUGCAUAUUUUGAUUAAAAAUGCCUUGGUCGGGCUUGGGCCAAUGUGUUGUAAUGGACUCACGUUAGAGAAGAAAAAAGAAAAUGGAGAAGAAACGAUAAUAGAACAUGAACCGUAAACGGGAAUCAACCAACAUUUCAAACGGAAGUAGAUCGAAAACCAGAUGAAAUAUGCAACGAUUUCUCUAAUUUUACUUUUUUUCUUCUUCUACUCUCUGAAUGAAGUAAAUACAAAAAAGAAAAAAAAAGAAAACAAGAAGAAAUAAUGUCAAAGAAUCAAGCGCAAAAUGAAUCAUUAGCUACCAACUAUUGGAAAUGAAAUAAAACAUUUCACACAAGGUGUAUGAAAUUAAAGAUAAAUCUAUAUAUAUGGACUAAGAGUUAGACGCAAGUGUAUUUAUAGUGGUAAUAUGUAUGAAAGUGGAAUAGCAAACAGAAAAAACAACAACAAAUUAUAUGAAUCAGCAACAACAAUAAUUACGAUAAAGACAUAAACAAGGAAAUGUACGAUAGAGAUGUAAGCAUACUAAUGUUGUAAUAUGAAUCAUUGAGAUGGUGAGAGUGCGAGCACGCGCGCACGCAAGAGCGAAAAUGAGAUGUAGGAAACCCCUUUAUAAUGGGCGAACAUUUAGCAACUUAUAGACUUAUAGCUUCUACAUUUAUAUAAAUGGUUAAGAGAAAAACACUAUUAUUGUUUUAUUUCAAUCUGCCGGUAAAAUGUUCUCUUUUUAUCUGAUUCACCGAACCGAUCCCAUCAAACAAAUAAACAAACACAAAAAAGGACAGGCAUACUUUUAUCACAUUGAAUCAUUCGAUUUGACGAAUUAUUGCGAUUCAAGUGUGAUACAUUUGAUUUGAAGUGAGCAAAGACUGAUUUUUUUGUGCCGCUGCUGCCAAGCGAUGUACAAUAAGAUCGUGUUUGCAGUGACAUUCGCUUGUACGUGUACAUAAGACGUCCUUUAUGUUCAUGUUGACAGUGUAUCGCUCACUAUCGAUGGCACACAGAGAAGUCAGUCUUCGUUGACUGCAAAUCAAACGCAUCAUACUUAUCACAUGAGCCCAGAAGAUCGAAUGAUUCAAUGUGAUGAAAUGAUUCCGCACCGAUGCCUGAAAUCAAACAUUCAACACAAGAUACACACAAAUCGAGAUACCAUUCAUUUGAUUUGAGACUUCUAUGCAAUUUACCAUGUUCACCACCCUCAUUUAUUUAGCAUAUCUAUAGAUAUAUAUGGACUAAGAAGUAACUGAAAAAUCAAAUGAAAAAAAUUCGAUAAAUUUAAUUUAAUUUUAUGAAAAUAAUAAGAAAAUCCAAUUAUUUUUUUGGUUCGUGUGUGAUUGAGUUUCUCAAAAAAAGUAAUCUUUUUUACGCCAAAAAAAUGGAAAAAAUAAAUAUUUUGAUGAAAAAAAUGAUGAAAUUUAUUUAAAAAAAGAACUUCAAUAGCAUUUAGACUAUUCCAAAUUUGAUUUAAUUUGCAAACUGAUUUGUAAAAUACAAUUGAAGUCUCAAACGAACUCCGAACUGGAAAAUGGUAUCCAUAUCGUUCAUUACACAUUUUGUUUGCGGGCGAUAUUUUAUUCUCCAAUCUACAUCCCUUUCAUCACGGCGCAUCCAAUUCGCUUUGUUUUGACUGGAUAUGUGAAGGCGUCAAAGGCGCCCGUUCAAAACUCCAAUGAACGUGGGUAUGUUUUAUACUUGACGCUGCCUAUGACAUUUUCUGAGUCAUUUUGUGCCGUUUAUUAUGCACAAUAGAGACGCAUCCACAUCGGUGUAAAUCAUAGCGAUUCGGAUGUUGUCUGAUUUUAAUUCAUGACGAUGACUAAAACAAAACAAUUUCGAUUGUUAAACAACAGCGACUUUUUUUCUAUAGGUUUAAUGAAUUUUGUGUUUACAAGUACAUUUUAAGGAUGAACAUUUUUUUUUU